This is a messenger RNA of Dendrobium catenatum, 1247 nucleotides long. RefSeq lists its product as uncharacterized. Bases 62 to 1051 code for a protein of 329 amino acids. The transcript is spliced from 13 exons. The record is from RefSeq and is a predicted model, not a curated record. Lineage: Eukaryota; Viridiplantae; Streptophyta; Magnoliopsida; Asparagales; Orchidaceae.
GCAGUCGCGCCCCAACUAACCCGACUAGCGAGGCUACUGGGCAAGGAGAGGGAGCGUAGUGAUGAAGUCGUUGAUCCGUCUCACGCCAUCCGUUGUUCCGUCUCCCUCGUUCUCUAGAUCCAUUAAUGGAAUUUUCAACAUUCCUUUAAGCACUCUCUUCACAUCCUCCCUCCGCGCUUUUUGUCGAUCAAGACGCCCCUUGUCCUUCCACCCUCUCACUAUGGCCUCCUCCGCGUCUCAAUCCUCUCUGACUGCUACUCCCGUUGACGGUGUUUCGGAUGUUUUCCAACUGAUUCAAGCUCAUCAGGCUGCAGCUCCUCGCCUUCCUCCAGUAGAAGAAGUUAGAACUAUUCUUGAUAACAGCAUUCGAGGCAUGCUUUCUACAUUUUCCAAGGAACAUGAGGGUUAUCCGUCUGGAUCAAUGGUCGAUUUUGCUUGUGAUCACGAUGGUUCGCCAGUGCUAGCAGUCAGCCACCUUGCAGGUCAUUCCAAGAAUUUGUUGGAGAAUCCCAAAUGCUCUCUGCUUGUUGCUAAGGAUCCUGAAGAUCGAACUGACAUUGUGAUCACCUUAUUUGGGGAUGCUGUUUUGGUUUCCGAGGAUGAUAAAGAAGCUGUACGUGCUGCUUAUCUAAGAAGACAUCCUAAUGCUUUCUGGGUUGAUUUUGGUGACUUCUGCUUCAUCCAAAUCAGGCCAAAAUUUGUACAUUUUGUGUCUGGGGUUGCUACUGCCUUGCUGGGAUCAGGAGACUUUAAUGCUGAAGAGUUCAGAGCUGCCAAAGUUGAUCCAAUGUCUCAGUUUUCAGUUCCCAUAUCUUCUCACAUGAAUAAAGAUCAUUCUGAAGAUACAAAAGCUAUUGUAGAACACUCUACCUCGAUUAAGGUGGACUUUGCUUACAUUCUGGAUGUGGAUAGUCUUGGUUUCAACGUUAAGGCUGGUUAUCAAGGAGGCACUUACAAGUUACGAAUUCCUUUCCCUAGACGUGCACAAGAUAGAAAGGAUGUGAAGACGCUUAUUAUCGAGAUGCUCCAGGCUGCUCGAGCCCCUGUGUAGAGAACAGGAAAACAGAUAUCAGGUCGCAGCAGAGUUUUGUACAAUACUAUAAGGUGCUCAAACCUCAGUGAUUUUCCUAUUUGUAAAUAUUUGCAAUUAUUGUCUGUGUUUUCCCAAAAGAAGGGAGCUUUAUACAAAUAUUUCAUUAUGAACUAGUUAUGUUGAUGCUUAAUUUUGUAUACAAAAUAAAUCUUUU